GUGGCCGGUGCGUUGAUGAGAACACUUCAGAUAGACAGUACCUGUGCGCGGUGCUGGUUGUGGCUUAAUGCGUGCUAUUGUGUAGAAAACUUUGAAAAGACGGUGUGCGCACGCGACUCAAAAUACUGGAAGAAAGAAAUAGUAUUUUUUUUCUUUCCUGUGCAUAUACAACCCUGAAUGUUUACCAAGUGGUGCAUUUGAUUUUUGAAACAUUUAUUUUUUUUCAUCAUCUUCGUUUUGCUGCCGUUUUGCUCCAUUAAACAAGCGUUUACAAUUCAAGAUGACUUCUCAACUACGUUACAUCUGUGCCGCUCUGGCCUUUAUGGCCAUUGCCUCUUUAGUGCUCGCCUUUACCGACAACGAGCCCAUCGGUCUUGAGGGCAACAGGCCGAAAGUCCAACUCGUUUCGAGCAUGUACAAUCAUUUUCGUUUGCCGAGAUCAAUCAGGCCACAAAAGUACACGCUUCACGUGAUUACACAUCUCGAGAAUCCGGAAAAUCUAACAUUUGUCGGUGAAGUGGCAAUGCAUUUGAUCGCUUUGGAGGAUACCAGCAACAUUACGCUGCACGCCCUUAAUCUCACCAUAAACAGUCGUGAGAUAAUCUUGCGAAACCUACGUGCCAAGGAGAGUGAGCAGAAGAAUUGUGUGCGCUCCACGGAGAUAAACACCUACCACGGCUACUACAUUAUGCAUUUGUGUGAGCCAUUGCGCCAGGGUGAGGAGUACAUACUCACCAUACCCUUCUCGAGUAUUUUGAAUUUAAAUUUGCGUGGAUACUAUCGCAGCUCGUAUGUGGAUCGUGCGAGCAAUCAGACAAAAUGGCUUGCCGUGACACAGUUCGAGCCGGCGUCUGCUCGUUAUGCAUUCCCUUGUUUUGAUGAGCCCGAUUUUAAGGCCAAAUUCGUUGUUAUACUCGGACAUCACAAUAAGUACACAGCAUUGAGUAAUAUGCCACUAAAGGAAACGCGUCCCAUGGCUGACAAAAAGGAUUGGGUGUGGAGCGAGUUCGAAGAGUCGGUGCCUAUGUCCACUUAUUUGGUUGCAUAUACCGUUAACGACUUCGCCUAUGUCACUUCUGAAACAAGUCUGAAGAACAAAGUUCAAUUUCGUACGUGGGCACGUCCGGAUGCUAUAGAGCAGUGCAAGUAUGCAGCCGAUGUAGGUCCGAAAGUGUUGCAAUAUUACGAGGAUAUUUUCAACAUUAAAUUUCCGUUGGAUAAAAUUGAUGAGAUCGCCAUACCCGACUUUAGCGCUGGCGCUAUGGAGAAUUGGGGUCUCGUAACAUAUCGCGAAACCGCUUUACUCUAUGCCGAAAAUGUUUCUUCACUGGAGAAUAAACAGCGCGUCGCUUCGGUUAUUGCGCAUGAACUGGCACAUCAGUGGUUUGGCAAUUUAGUCACAAUGAAAUGGUGGCAGGAUCUAUGGUUGAAUGAGGGCUUCGCCACUUACGUGGCCAGCUUGGGUGUCGAACAUAUUAACCCGGAGUGGCGUGAGUUGGAAAAAGAGUCGGUUGGUAAUACUUUGGCCAUUUUCAAAUUGGACGCACUCAAAAGCAGCCAUCCGAUUUCGCAAGAGAUUACACAUACCAACAAAAUUGAAGAGAUCUUUGACUCUAUCUCGUACAAGAAGGGUUCUACCGUUCUACGUAUGAUGCAUCACUUCCUCGGCGAUGAAGCAUUCCGUGCUGGUCUACAUUACUAUCUCAAAAAACACGCUUACGCCAAUGCUGAACAGGAUGACCUCUGGAUGUCACUUACCGAGGCUGCACACAAAUACCGCACACUUCCUAAGACAUUCGACAUCAAAACCAUCAUGGACUCAUGGACCUUGCAGACUGGUUAUCCGAUCAUUACAGUGACACGCGAUUACGAUCGCAAACUCGCUAAGGUCACACAAAUUCGUUAUUUACUUGAUACCAUCGCCUCACGUGAUGCCGAACGCAGCUGCUGGUGGGUGCCAUUGAGUUAUACAACACAGACCGAGAUUGACUUUGCCGCUACUACACCGAAAAAUUGGCUACAAUGUAGUGGCAUGAAUGAACCAGUCACACAGACUCUUAAGGAUAUGCCCGAUCAGAAUGAAUGGAUCAUCUUCAAUGUACAAAUGUCGGGUCUGUAUAAAGUGAAGUACGACGAGCGCAAUUGGAAUAUGUUGAUUGAGACACUGACCAGUGAUGAUUACCGGAAGGUACAUGUAAUCAAUCGUGCUCACCUGAUCGAUGAUGCUUUGACUCUGGCUUGGACCGGCGAUCAGGACUACGAUAUAGCAAUGCGUUUGAUCGAGUAUUUGGUACGCGAACGAGAGUACAUACCGUGGAAGGCUGCUUUGGAUAAUUUGCGCGACGUCAACAGAAUCCUGCGCCAGACUCCAGAGUAUGAGUACUUUAAGAAAUACAUGCGAAAAAUACUCACUCCCAUUUACAUCUACCUCGGUGGUUUGAAUGUGACUGAUGAAGUCAAGACCGCACCGCACACUAUACUCCACAAGGAACUCAUCGCCAAUUGGGCAUGUCGCUUCGAAGUCGAUGAUUGCAUACCAAGCGCACAAGAAUAUUUCAAGCAAUGGCGUGCCGUACCCAAUCCCGACGAAUUCAAUCCGGUACCAACAGAUUUACGUUCGGUCAUCUAUUGUACAUCUAUUCGUCAUGGAAAUGAGGAUGAUUGGCAAUUCCUGUGGGCUCGUUAUAAGAAUUCGAAUGUGGCCGCUGAGAAGCGUACAAUAAUUUCCGCAUUGGGUUGCUCACGUGAAGUUUGGAUUCUACAACGUUACUUGGAAUGGGCAUUCGAUAAUGAGAAACAUAUACGCAGACAGGAUUCGACUUUUGCUUUCGGUGCUGUCGCACAUGGAGAAAUUGGUUUCCACUUGGCGCGCGAUUACUUAAUUACCAAUAUUGAAUUCUUGCAUGAGUAUUUCGAACCAAACGGCUCUGAGCUUCGCCGCCUGCUCUCACCCAUCGCCAGCCAGAUGAGUAGCCAGCGGGAGUAUGAAAAUAUGCGCACUUUCUGUGAGGAGAACAAAGAACUUUUGCGUAAAGUGGAACAGGGUGUACAACAGGCUCUGGAGACGAUUAAGAUCAAUGCACAAUGGAAGGAGCGGAAUUAUAAUGAAAUCUCGCGUCGUCUGCGCAGUCGUUUAGUUGUAGAUGAAUUUUAAGAUUUUCGUAUACUUUAAAAAUAAUACUAAAUAUUGGUUUUUAAUGGGGUAUCGCCCUCGGGAAGUUUCUAUGGCAUUACUAAUUCAUACAAUACACUGAUAUCAUAAUUUUUAUUUAAGUGUGUCACCAGCCCAUUAUGUUUAAAGCGAACGAAGUAUACAUACAUACAUAUAUACAGAUGUGAAAAUAUUUAAAUAAA
Ceratitis capitata (Mediterranean fruit fly) is the source of this 3354-nucleotide messenger RNA. RefSeq names its product aminopeptidase Ey. Gene Ontology annotation, biological process: peptide catabolic process; proteolysis. The record is from RefSeq and is a predicted model, not a curated record. NCBI's taxonomy places the organism in Eukaryota, Metazoa, Arthropoda, Insecta, Diptera, Tephritidae. Gene Ontology annotation, cellular component: cytoplasm. The coding region runs from base 281 to 3154 and encodes 957 amino acids. The transcript is spliced from 6 exons. Gene Ontology annotation, molecular function: zinc ion binding; metalloaminopeptidase activity; peptide binding.